AUGCUGCUCUCCGUCCUAGCGGCGCUGUGCCUGGGGCUGCGCCUGGCGCUCGGCGUGCGCGGCGCGCCCUGCGAGGCGGUGCGCAUCCCCAUGUGCCGGCACAUGCCCUGGAACAUCACGCGGAUGCCCAACCACCUGCACCACAGCACGCAGGAGAACGCCAUCCUGGCCAUCGAGCAGUACGAGGAGCUGGUGGACGUGAACUGCAGCUCGGUGCUGCGCUUCUUCCUCUGUGCCAUGUACGCGCCCAUCUGCACGCUGGAGUUCCUGCACGACCCCAUCAAGCCGUGCAAGUCGGUGUGCCAGCGCGCGCGCGACGACUGCGAGCCCCUCAUGAAGAUGUACAACCACAGCUGGCCCGAGAGCCUGGCCUGCGACGAGCUACCCGUCUACGACCGCGGCGUGUGCAUCUCGCCGGAGGCCAUCGUCACCGACCUCCCCGAGGACGUUAAGUGGAUAGACAUCACGCCAGACAUGAUGGUUCAGGAAAGGCCUCUUGAUGUUGACUGUAAACGCCUAAGCCCCGACCGUUGCAAGUGCAAGAAGGUGAAGCCCACUCUGGCGACAUAUCUGAGCAGAAACUACAGCUACGUCAUUCAUGCCAAAAUAAAAGCCGUGCAGAGGAGUGGCUGUAACGAAGUGACCACCGUGGUGGAUGUGAAAGAGAUCUUCAAGUCCUUGUCCCCCAUUCCUCGAAUGCAGGUCCCACUCAUCACAAAUUCUUCCUGCCAGUGUCCUCACAUCCUGCCCCACCAAGACGUUCUCAUCAUGUGUUACGAGUGGCGCUCCAGGAUGAUGCUUCUUGAAAACUGUUUAGUUGAAAAAUGGAGAGAUCAACUCAGUAAAAGAUCCAUACAGUGGGAAGAGAGGCUGCAAGAACAGCAGAGGACCGUUCAGGACAAGAAGCGAACAGCGGGGCGUACCAGUCGUAGCAACACCCCGAAGCCAAAGGGAAAGCCGCCUGCUCCCAAACCAGCCAGCCCCAAGAAGACCAUUAAAGCUAGGAGUGCCCAAAAGAGAACAAACCCCAAAAGAGUGUGAGCCAGCCGCCUUCCAGAACGGAGACUGCCUCUCAGGCCGAGGCCAGGCGCUGCCCAGCCAGCCUGGGGAAGGCCCAACUCCCCUUGCCUUAACAACUGCAGAACUCCUCCUACACACAUCUUGAAGCAUUUUUCUUAAUGAUCUGCUUCCAUUUUUCUUUUUCAGCCACCACAAGCCAUAGUGGUAGGUAUGUCCUUUGGUGUGGAAGGUCUAUGAAAGCUGAAAGCUGGUGGACAAAGCUUCUGGCGGCAUUCAGAGUAGCCUUUGUGGGGCCUACUCUGGGACAUCUCUGUUUGGGGAAAAGAUGCUUUUGGUUCUUACCAUUUGACCUAAUAUGUGCAUUGUAAAAUAAAUGCCAUAUUACAAACAAAACACUCAUUUUUCUUUUCACAAUAUGUUUUAUUUCAGUUUGACUUGUGCUGUUAGAAGGUUCGUGAUAUUCUAAGAUGUGAUUGAAAAUACAAUGAUUCUAAGGAGGAAGGCAAGAGGAAUGAAUGUCUAAAAGAUCUUUAUGUGUUUGCUGUUCGUGGAAGAAUUUCUGUGAUGAAAGGAGGAUAUGGAAAAUUGAGGUAUUGAGGAACAAUCUAGAAAAGCAGGAUAUGGAAAAUUGUAAUGAUUUUUUUUUUUUUACAAAGAACCCUUUCAGCUCAUUUUUAGCUAGAAAUUCUAAAAACUAAAAUAAUAAUAAUGAUAACUAAAUAAAUAAAAGGGAAAGGCAGACACACCACACCUGGAUCCUUGUUUCCUGGCUACCAUGCCGGGGGUGGCAAGGCUCUGAAUUCACAUUCAUGAUGCUUCUCAUUAGUAAUCGUUAUGUGACACCAGAAACAGAAUUCGUUUCUCUAUUACGAUUUAUGCACCAGUGACUCAACCCCCAAGAGUUUUACACCCCUGGAUGUGGUGCUUAUCUCAUCUCCCAGGACAUCCUAGGUAUCUUGAUGCCAAGCCUGAGAGAAAUUUUCUCUCUGCGGAGAACUGGUGCUUAAGGUCCCGUGGGCCCAAUGCGGGGAGGGCCAAGCCUCCAAAGUCCCUGCUUCUCAGCCCGCACUGGUACCCCUGCCACACACCAGCUCUGCGCUUGGAACGACAACUACAGUCACCUCUCCAUUCAAGGAGGUAGAGGAACAAUCUGAAAGCUGAAGUAUAAAAUCUCCUUUAGCUUUCCCAAUGUCCCUGCUUCUCAGAGAAGGCAUGAAGUGACCUGUCGUACUCACACAAGAUCAUUAGACACAUAAUCUCCUUUCAUCUCUGUAGCCAUUGAGACACAGAAGUGAGGUGUGUGGGUAAGCCCAGGGCAAGUGGAGAAAUGGGGUUAAUAAGAAUGUGGGCAUGGGCUCCCCUCUUCUCUGUCACUACCACAGGGCACUGGAGUUGAAGGAGUCCAGUAGAUGGACCCACAUUAGGGUACCAAUAAAAUACUCGGUGUAUGUUUCUGCUCCAUUAGAGGCCAAACUUCUCUGGCCCUUAAGGAAAGCAAGAGAGGGGUUCAGCAUAGCAUCCACACUGAAGAAACCUAUGCAAGGCCGUUAAAAGGAAUUGGCAGCCUAGCCUACUUCCUCAGUGUUGUAGGGAUUCUCUGGGGAGGGGAAUCAGAAAUGGAACUCUCCAUGGAAGUGGAGAAAAAAAUAUAUGUAAAAAAAAAGUCAACACCCUAAGUACAAUCCUGAAGGUUAUAAGAGUUUGGAGAGGACUACAUAUUUAAACAUUGUUUAAAUAUUUAACUGAAAUUGCAUACUGAAUAUUAGAUGAGUGUAAUACUUCAUUAGGAACAUUAACACAUUAUACAAUACUUAGCUAAGCACACUUAUACAUUAGACAAGAUGUAACUGGGCACAUAUAUCAGUUUGAUUAAAUGAGAAAAGAUGAACCAGGCCACUUGAUUUAUUUAUUAUGAAAAAGUCAAAAGCAAACAUCAGCCCACACUGAGGGUAAUGUGACAAGUACAGUAGUGGCCUUUGUGUGAGAGCCAAAAGUUUCUUUCUCUCCCUUCAGUAUUUUCUCCAUCGGAAUACAUGUGAGAGGAGGAAAAUAAAAAUAUAUGGAAAGGCAAGCUGAGAUAUUGAAAUGAGAAUUGUUUGAGAGUUGGAUUACUUCAGUGAGGAAAAAAAUAACUUAUUUUGCAAUAUUUGGCUCAGCAAAUCUCAUAAUUAAGGACAACUGCAGGCAUUUAUUUUUUUCAAUAAUUUUGUUGGUCUUUUAAUAAUAUGGUAAACAUGUAUUUUCUAUAAAGUAUUUAAUAAAUGCAUAAAAUAAAAAUAGUGGAAUUAAAAUCCUACCUUAUCCUACUCAUUGCUAUGCAGAGGUAAUCACUGUUCGUAUUUUGGUAUACAAUUUUCCAGGUGUUUCCUAUGCAUUUAUGUAAUGAUUUGAGGGAAAAAAACCUAGGAGCUUAUUAUACAUACGGUUGAUUAACCUUCCUUCUUCACUCAGCCUCUUAUUCAGACUGGUUCUCAUGUCAAUAAAGCUGAU
Molecule: messenger RNA, 3510 nt
Organism: Zalophus californianus (California sea lion)
Lineage: Eukaryota; Metazoa; Chordata; Mammalia; Carnivora; Otariidae
Gene: SFRP4
Product: secreted frizzled related protein 4
Exons: 6
Coding region: 1-1041 (346 amino acids)
Biological process (GO): canonical Wnt signaling pathway; non-canonical Wnt signaling pathway
Cellular component (GO): cytoplasm
Molecular function (GO): Wnt-protein binding
Source: RefSeq, a predicted model, not a curated record